UUGAAAAGGGAAUAAGGAAGUGAAAAACGAGUAAGGAAGAAACCUGAAGUGAAGUGGACUGGUGUGUGAGCCCGGCUGUCAUUUGGACUCCUGUUUCUUCACCGUUACUCUACCCGCUGAGCACUAUGGCUAAAGCAGACAUUGCACUGAUUGGUUUGGCUGUCAUGGGCCAAAACCUCAUCAUGAACAUGAAUGAUCAUGGCUUUGUGGUCUGCGCUUACAACCGCACUGUGUCCAAGGUGCACGACUUCCUGCAGAAUGAGGCCAAGGGCUCCAAUGUGAUUGGAGCAGAGUCUCUGGAGGACAUGGUGACCAAGCUGAAGAAGCCCAGGAGGAUCAUCCUGUUGGUCAAGGCUGGACAGGCUGUGGAUGACUUCAUUGACAAACUGGUUCCUCUUCUUGAGAAGGGAGAUAUCAUCAUCGACGGCGGCAACUCUGAAUACAGAGACACGACACGGCGGUGCCAGACCCUGAAAGAGAAGGGCUUGCUGUUUGUCGGCAGUGGAGUCAGUGGUGGAGAGGAAGGGGCACGUUAUGGACCAUCACUCAUGCCGGGAGGACAUAAAGAGGCCUGGCCACAUAUAAAAGACAUCUUCCAGAGCAUUGCUGCCAAGGUUGGAACAGGAGAACCUUGUUGUGACUGGGUUGGAGAUGAGGGUGCAGGUCAUUUUGUUAAAAUGGUCCACAAUGGCAUUGAGUAUGGCGACAUGCAACUGAUUUGUGAGGCCUAUCACCUGAUGAAGGAUGUUCUGGGUAUGGACCACGAUGAGAUGGCACAGGCUUUUGACAACUGGAACAAGACAGAGUUGGACUCCUUCCUGAUCGAGAUCACGGCCAGCAUUUUUAAAUACAGGGACUCUGAUGGUACACAUCUGCUGCCCAAGAUCCGCGACAGCGCUGGACAGAAAGGCACGGGGAAGUGGACGGCCAUUUCGGCCUUGGAGUACGGCACUCCUGUCACUUUGAUCGGGGAGGCUGUCUUUGCCAGAUGCCUGUCCUCUCUGAAGGAUGAGAGAGUGGAGGCCAGCCGCAGCCUUUCAGGGCCUCAGGGGGUGAAAUUCAGUGGUGACAAGGCUGCCUUCCUGGAGGACAUUAGGAAGGCCCUUUACGCCUCCAAGAUCAUUUCCUACGCCCAGGGCUUCAUGCUGCUGCGGCAGUCAGCCAAAGAGUUCGGCUGGUCCCUGAACUACGGCGGGAUUGCUCUGAUGUGGAGAGGAGGCUGCAUCAUCCGCAGUGUCUUCCUUGGUAAAAUCAAAGAAGCGUUUGACAGGGACGCAGAGCUGCAGAACUUGCUGCUUGACAAUUUCUUCAGUAAUGCUGUGCAGGACUGUCAGGAGUCAUGGCGCCGAACAGUCAGCACUGGAGUCCAGCAUGGCAUCCCUAUGCCCUGUUUCACCACAGCUCUGUCCUUCUAUGAUGGCUACAGACAUGAAAUGCUGCCAGCCAACCUCCUCCAGGCCCAGAGGGACUACUUUGGAGCCCACACAUAUGAACUGCUGUCAAACCCCGGUCAUUUCAUCCACACCAACUGGACGGGCCACGGUGGAAAUGUCUCCUCUUCAUCCUACAAUGCUUAAGGACCAUCUUCACAUCACUCAAAAACACAAACGAGAGAGAGAGGGAGAGACACAAGAGAAAUUUUACACAUUCCAACUUUAAAACGAUGCCUGACUAUUUAGAGCCUCCUGCCCCAACAGUCACCUUUAAUCCAAUUUUUUACUCCUCUCAAAGACUUGUUGCAGUUUUAUUUAUCAAUAAGGAAUAUUGUAGAUUAAGUGUACUGUAAACUCUACACCCAGUAUUUUGGUGUAUCUGAACUUCAUCACAGUCACAAUAGGGGGAACAAGAAAGUCUAUUUGGUUGCUAUUGAUAUUAGGCUGGCCAUCAAACUGAUGUUCACCAGUCAUGUUGGGCCCAGGGUUCACGUUGUUAACGCUGGAUUAAUGUGAAGCGUUGAACUGUAUUGGACUAAAUAAAGACUUAAAUCCCUUUA
Micropterus dolomieu (smallmouth bass) is the source of this 1993-nucleotide messenger RNA. It is a transcript of the gene pgd, whose product is annotated as phosphogluconate dehydrogenase. Bases 126 to 1577 code for a protein of 483 amino acids. Gene Ontology annotation, molecular function: NADP binding; phosphogluconate dehydrogenase (decarboxylating) activity. The transcript is spliced from 13 exons. NCBI's taxonomy places the organism in Eukaryota, Metazoa, Chordata, Actinopteri, Centrarchiformes, Centrarchidae. Gene Ontology annotation, cellular component: cytosol. The record is from RefSeq and is a predicted model, not a curated record. Gene Ontology annotation, biological process: pentose-phosphate shunt, oxidative branch; pentose-phosphate shunt.